CUCGUCCACCAUGUCCAAGCAGCUUCAGUUCAAGCUCGUUCUCCUCGGUGAAUCCGCCGUGGGCAAGUCUAGUCUGGUCUUGCGUUUCGUGAAGGAUCAGUUCGACGAUUACCGCGAGAGCACCAUCGGAGCCGCGUUCCUCACACAGACGGUAACUCUCGAUGAUGGUAUGACCGUCAAGUUCGAGAUAUGGGAUACUGCAGGCCAAGAACGUUAUAAGUCUCUCGCACCAAUGUAUUAUCGGAAUGCCAACUGCGCGGUGGUUGUCUAUGAUAUCACGCAAACCGCAUCGUUGGACAAAGCUCGUAAUUGGAUCAGGGAGCUGCAGCGCCAGGCAGAUCCCUCGAUAGUCAUCGCCCUGUGCGGUAACAAAUCCGAUUUGGCUGCUCGCCGGCAGGUAACCCAAGAAGAGGCUCAGAAAUACGCAGAGGAAGAGGGUCUGAUGUGGGCAGAGACCAGUGCAAAGAGCGGCGAAGGUGUGGCAGAUAUCUUCACUGCCAUAGCUAAGAAGCUUCCAACGACCGCACCAUCAUCAUCGAGAGCCGGCGCUGCUGGUCGAGCUGGUGCUGCAGGUGGUAGAGCGGGUGUUGACCUCAACAAGCAGCAGAGCGCUGUUCCAGGCGCCGACGCUUGCAACUGCUGAUCGCUUUUCUUUGUCUUUGUCGGUGUGGCCACUGUCUAUGCAUGUUUUCUCCUAUCCACCUGAUUUUUGACUAUGGCGGAUAUCUCUCGGAUCGCCGAGCAUAGAUCCUACGCAAGCACCUUCAUACUUCUUUGCGUCCUCUCACGGAUCCUGUUUUCGCUUAUCUCGUACUCCUGUAGUAUAUUUAAUCUCCUUCACAUUUGGCUUUCUCAUUCGAUACAUGCGACAUAUUAUGUGGACUUUACAUGGGAGUCGGCCUCAC
Messenger RNA from Heterobasidion irregulare TC 32-1, 905 nucleotides. RefSeq lists its product as uncharacterized. Gene Ontology annotation, molecular function: GTPase activity; GTP binding. Lineage: Eukaryota; Fungi; Basidiomycota; Agaricomycetes; Russulales; Bondarzewiaceae. The transcript has 8 exons. The record is from RefSeq and is a predicted model, not a curated record. The coding region runs from base 11 to 643 and encodes 210 amino acids.